AGUUUUUUUCGCUACAAACAGCACGUGAGCGCCGGCAGGCCGCGUGGGAAGCGCGCACUACAAUUCCCGGCGUGCCACGCGGCGCGGCCCGGAAGGAACCGUCAGCAGUCGGAGUUGGCCGGUGCUGCGGCAGCCGGUGAGCAGCGAUGGCCGGGCAGAUGGCGGUGCUGGGUUCGGCAAUUCUGGCUCUUCUGCUAGCUGGCUACCUAGCUCAACAGUAUUUACCGAUGCCCACACCAAAAGUAAUUGGGAUUGAUCUUGGCACAACUUACUGCUCUGUCGGUGUCUUUCUUCCUGGAACAGGGCAGGUGAAGGUUAUUGCAGAUGAAAACGGGCACAACAGCAUUCCAAGUAUAGUGUCUUUCACAGACAGAGAUGUAUACGUCGGAUAUGAUGGCCUAGAACUUGCUGAUGCAAAUCCUCAGAAUACUAUAUAUGAUGCAAAAAGAUUCAUUGGGAAAAUCUUCACUUCAGAAGAACUGAAGAGUGAAAGUAGCAGGUAUCCAUUUAAGAUUUUCAACAACAAUGGAUCAGCUGAAUUUUCUGUGACAACUAAUGAAACCUUUCGUGUCACUCCGGAACAUAUUGGCUCUCAGCUGCUACUGAAAUUGAAGAGAAUGGCAGAAGACCAUCUUGGUGUGCCCAUUUCGAAGGCAGUCAUCUCUGUGCCAGCAGAGUUUGAUGAAAGGCAACGGAAUGCCACUGUUAAGGCUGCUAACCUUGCAGGGCUAGAAAUCCUGCGAGUAAUCAAUGAACCCACAGCUGCGGCUAUGGCUUAUGGACUCCACAAAGCUGAUGUGUUUAAUGUCCUGGUGGUAGAUUUGGGUGGAGGAACUUUGGAUGUGUCUCUGCUGAACAAGCAGGGAGGGAUGUUCCUCACACGAGCCAUGGCAGGUAACAACAAACUUGGAGGACAAGAUUUUAAUCAGAGGUUGAUGCAGCAUUUAUACAAUCAACUCAAUCAAGUAUAUGGUUCUCUGCCAUCAAGAAAAGAAGAAAUACAUCGGCUCAGACAGGCUGUGGAAGCAGUUAAGUUAAAUUUGACUAUUCAUGAGGCAUCUACAUUAAGGGUGUUGUUGACCAUGCCAGAAAGGAAGCUUACAAAAGAACUGCCUGCCAGUGAGGUAAUGCCAAAUACUGUUCCUAACAGCAAGUCUUCACAGAAAACAAAAGACUUGAAAAAUCUUGGAGAUGCUUCAGGUGGAGAAAACAACUUUGUCAAAGUUGUGUUUGAAAGAGAAAUUUCUAGGAAACUAUUUGAAAUGUUGAAUGAAGACCUUUUUAAGAAAAUCCUUGUUCCCAUUGAACAGGUGUUGAAGGAAGGCCACCUACACGAAGAGGAAGUGGAUGAAAUUGUGUUAGUUGGGGGCUCCACUCGGAUUCCUAAAAUACGUGAAGUUAUUCGGGAUUUCUUUGGAAAGGAACCCAAUACCUCUGUAGACCCUGAUCUAGCAGUUGUAAUGGGUGUAGCUAUCCAAGCAGGAAUUGUUGGUGGGUCCUGGCCUCUCCAAGUAAGCGCAAUAGAAAUUCCCAAUAAGCAUUUACGAAAGACUAAUUUUAGUUAAAGAUAAACUCUUUCCCAUUGCAUCCCAUCUCUCCAAAAGCAUACUCAGAUGGUGCAUACUUAUCUGACUGUCAGUGGAGCCUAACCUUAGCCAUAUAAUAUUAUUAUUUUUUUUUUGUUGGUAAUCUGUUUGGGUUAAAUGUUAUCUUAAAGGUACAAGUGAUUUUUAAAGCUCUGGAGUUGUCUUUGAAGUUGUAUUUGCCUCUAGAUUGGAUACGGAAUGAAAAUCCUGAAGAUGACACACUCAUAUUCUUUUGCUAAAUUUUAUUAGCAAAUCUGGAAGAGGUGUUUGUUUAAAAAUUAAAGAGAGUGUGACCAAAGUUUAGAAAUAAUACAGCAUUGUAGUAUGGAUGUUCCUGUGUCAAGUAUACUUUAUUUGGAAGAAUGUGAAGCAGUGUUAAUGCACGUGUACUAGCAGUGUUGAGCUAAAAUUUAUUUAUUAAAAUGAAUCAUUUGAGCAUUUAAAAACCUUUCUAAAAGGCAUACUGCAGCUUGAAUGAGAUUUAUACAUCCACUUGAAUCUUCUGCUGUUCAUAACAGCAUACUAGUUUUACGAAGACCACUUGGCAAAUUACUGUCUCAUGUUUGAGUCAAAACAUAUUAAGAAAUUUAGCUCUUGGUGAUGUGGAGUUGCUUAGCGUGUCUGCAAUGACUAAAUUCCUGAAACAUUCUGGAUGGUUAACGUAUAGGUGCUGCUGUCUUACACUUAAGAACAAGUGCAUAUCACCAACUGUUUAUACCUCUCUCCACAUUAUUUGAAAACCUUAUUAAUUUUAUGUAUCUUGAAGCUACAUGUGUAUAUUUUCCCUUGAAUUAAAUUGUUGCACAAUUACAAGCAUAUGACAUGUUCCCCCCUCCACCCCCCCCAGAUCUACUGUUUUCAGGGGAAGAAAUGUGGGACCAAAUGAACUGCUUAGAUGAAAUCUAGUUCCUCUCGUUGAUGAAAAGUCAUCCAGCUUUGUCUUUACAUUUUAGUAGUAUCUGUGCUUUAAGUUGUGUCAUAUUCCUACUCUAAGCUCAGCAUAGGUAAGAGAUGGUAGCUGUUCAUUCAAGAAGGAAGCAGUGCCUGUAACUAAGGAUUAGAGGUAAAGUUUCUUCAGUCUUUAUUUUAGGCAAAUACUUUGCCACUCAUCUAUCUAGCAAAUGAAAGAGGAGAAAAGGAUGAUAAAAUUGAAAAAAAUAAUUGUGAAGCUCAGCUUUUUUUUUUUUUUUGGGAAAGUUAAAACAUUACUUAAUGGGCCAAGGAAUUUUCUAUCUGUUUAGAACUCUCCAGUGAAGGCAUUAAACUAAGGAUUGUCUAUCAUCCAUCAGCACAGCAUCAGGUAAGCUUUAGUAAUAGGUAAUUUUAAGCAUUUUCUUGUAUGCUCCAAAAAAUAACUUUGAUAAGCAUGCCAAGACAUCAAGUGUGGGCUUAGAUCUAUGGUUUAACCUCUGACCACAUUAAAAUAGGCCUGUUAUUCUCCUGGCAUAAAUCAGAUCUAUGACACUGCCUUCCCAAUUCUGCUGAUGAAGCUGUUUGCAUAACUGUGGUCUAAACAUACCUUUGAAGUAAUCCUAUUAAAAACCUCUUGAAUUUUAGUUUUGUCUUUACAUCUGUAUGGGAAUUCUCAUAAAAUCUGAUAAUGUAUUAAAAUAAAAUAUUGCAUGUUUAUAAAAGUGAGUGAGGUAAGGGACUAAGGUGAAUAGAACUAAAACUUCUGAGUUGAAAGAAGUCUUUUUAGUGAAGUCGAUGCCAAUAUGCAGUACAGUUCUCAUAUGCAGUUGCCUUGCAGAUAUAUUUGUGUACAUUCAGUAUAUUUUUUUCCAGAGUAUUUGGAGUCAUUGUGGCCUUUCUGCUGCCCUGCUGCAAAUUCAUUUCAAAAUAUAGUGGAAUUCUUGUUGGACUUAGGUUGUUUUUUGUUUGUUUAAUGCAGGUCUGCUUAUUUUACACAGUGCAAUAAAAUAGAUUAAAAUAAAACCACAUUGCAGUUGAGCUAAACUGUUAAAAGCUUUUUGCAGUUUUGGGAAAAGUUAGGCAGAAGUGAAGGUGUAACUUUAAACUGUUUAAACAAUGCAAACAAAAAAAGUACUUUAGCAUAUUCCUUCAGUCUGGAAGAGAUUAAAAAUAAAACCUCUAUUUUUAAUCUGGGAGUUGUAAGGAUAGGGUGAGUUGUUUAUUAAGAAAAAUAAUUUUAAAAAAAAAUCACAAAAGGGUAUUUAUUCUUUUAGUUUUCUAUGCAGAUUGAAGUCAAAAAGUACAUCAGAUAUCUCCCAAUGCAUCCUUAUUUAUUAAUUUUUCUGAAUUCUGCAAUCAAGUUAUCUAUUUUAUCUUUGAUCUUACUACUGUAUUUUGGCACAAACCAUCAUAUUUGAAAGAUGAGUGGGACGCUGCACUAAGUGGACAUUUCUAGGUAUGCAGAUGUACUGCUUAUUAGAAGUCUUUGUUUAAAUAAAUUGAUAUUCAAAGGCUGAAAUCUUUCUACAACCUCUCCUGGAAAUCUUGAGUACAGUUACCUGUGGUGUUAAGUGUAUGAGAAAUUUAUACAGUUAAAGCUUGUGUUGCGAGUUGAAAUUCGGAAUAUCUAAGCUGCCUCACCAGCAGUAUGUUCUUGAAUUGUUUCCAAUGCAGAUGAUGAAAUGCAUUUUAUAAAUAACCUUUUAGAAUGUUUUUAAUAAAAGCAAUUUCUUUCCUUUGGA
Messenger RNA from Meleagris gallopavo (turkey), 4240 nucleotides. It is a transcript of the gene HSPA13, whose product is annotated as heat shock protein family A (Hsp70) member 13. Gene Ontology annotation, molecular function: ATP binding; ATP-dependent protein folding chaperone. The record is from RefSeq and is a predicted model, not a curated record. NCBI's taxonomy places the organism in Eukaryota, Metazoa, Chordata, Aves, Galliformes, Phasianidae.